ACGUGAUUCUGCACGCCAAGGCAGGACAGGAUAAUAGGAGAGUGUCGUAAGCCGAUUGGAUUUCCUUUCCGUACCUCCCCCCGAAUCAGCCAACAACUUUGUGACCCGAAGAUCGCGACCUGUCGGCAAUAUUCAUCACGGCUUAAUCAAGGGCUGUCUUGUACACCCACGAUCCGCCCACCAUGAUGCACCCGGAUCGCCAGGCGUACGUGGAAGAAGCCAUGGACGAGGACAGGGGAAUAGCGCUUGAAGAUGUUCCCGUUGACCAUGACUACGAUAUUCCUUCGGCCUCAGCUGGUUUGGGAUCCGAGAAAGCCUCUGCGGUUUUGGCUCAGUUCGAGCGAAAACGACUUGCUGCUAGCAUUGCGGUUCCCACUGAUGAUGGAAGGGUCCGCGCAAAGCUCAGAGAACUCGGAGAACCGAUCACGCUAUUUGGCGAGGGUCCCCCCGAAAGGAGAGACCGCCUAAGACAACUAUUGGCUAUCCAGAAGGAGCUUGCCGGUCUGGAGCAAGAUGAUAUCGAGAUGAAGGAUGCAGCAGACGAGGCAGAGAAAGAAGAAGAGGAAGAGCAAGAAGAGGAGUUCUAUUCACGAGGCGGCCCGCAACUCCUCGAGUCGCGCAUCAACAUCGCCCAUUUUUCCCUAUCCCGUGCCAAACGGCGAGUUCAGUUCCAAAAGCAGGAGUCGACAAUACCUCUUCGAACCCACGUCAAGUUUCGGAAACAAAUCAAAGAAAAGAUCCAGGGCUUCGAGUUGCAAGGCAGUCAGACCGCAGGCGACCGACACGUCAGCAUGACGAGAAUCUCCCCCAAUGGCGAGUUUGUCGCGGUCGGCAACUGGGGCGGCUCCGUUAAGCUCAUCGAGAUUCCAAACUUGACAGAGAGGGUGAAUUUGAGGGGACACACCAACAAAAUCAGCGGUCUAUCGUGGUUCCCAGGGGCCACGCUUCCAGAGAGGAACGUCUCGGCAGGCGCGGUCAAUCUUGCAUCCGGAGGUGCUGAAGGCGCCAUCCAUCUCUGGUCAUUGAACCAAGACACCCCGCUCUCAACGCUGAGUGGACAUAGUGCCCGUGUGUGCCGAGUCGAAUUCCACCCUUCUGGCCGGUACCUUGCUUCUGCGUCUGAGGACACGACUUGGAGACUAUGGGACGUCGAGACAAGCAAGGAACUCUUGCUACAGGAGGGACAUUCGCGAGGCGUCUAUGCCGUGAGUUUCAAUACGGACGGUUCCCUCUUGGCCAGUGCUGGCUUGGACAGCAUUGGGCGGAUCUGGGAUAUGAGAUCAGGCCGAACCGUCAUGAUUCUCGAUGAGCACAUCAGGCCCAUCCACGCCCUGGACUGGGGCACAGACGGACACAGGGUCUUGUCUGGAUCGGCUGAUGGUUGGGUCAAGUGCUGGGAUGUUCGCAAAGUGCAGAGUACAACUUCCCUAGGCGCACACACGAGCGCUGUCUCUGACUUGAGGUGGUUCAAGGGGCUGGAUGGCCCAGUGGAUGGCACUCCACCAGGAACGGACGACAAGGGAUCUCAGCAACCCAAGAAGUCGGGCACCUUCUUCGUCUCGAGCGGCUUCGACAACAAGGUCAAAGUCUUUUCAGCCGACGACUGGAGCCUCGUCCAUACACUUAGUGGACACACAGGUCCUGUCGCGAGCGUCGACGUGAGUCGCGAUGGGAAGUGGAUUGUGAGCGGAGGUCACGACAGAACCGUAAAGCUGUGGGGACGCAAUGACAUGGAGGGCAUAUGAAGUUGGUGGAUGCUCCCUUGACCCAUAAUCCCAUAGAUCUUCUAAAUCUCGGCAAAAAAAAUGAUACCCAUAUAUUAUCUUCUCCUACUCUUUCUAUGAUUAUCUUGGUAUUUCCCCUUCAAUUGCAUGUUCGCAUGAGGUCGGGGAGUGCAGUCCGAUAUGGCAAUCAACUUUCGCGAGACUCCGUCUGUAGUCCUGUGCGGCGGCACAGGGCGGCGGGC
Sodiomyces alkalinus F11 is the source of this 1966-nucleotide messenger RNA. RefSeq names its product WD domain-containing protein. Gene Ontology annotation, molecular function: U6 snRNA binding; protein binding; U4 snRNA binding. Lineage: Eukaryota; Fungi; Ascomycota; Sordariomycetes; Glomerellales; Plectosphaerellaceae. Gene Ontology annotation, cellular component: U4/U6 x U5 tri-snRNP complex. Bases 183 to 1745 code for a protein of 520 amino acids. Gene Ontology annotation, biological process: mRNA splicing, via spliceosome. The transcript is spliced from 2 exons. The record is from RefSeq and is a predicted model, not a curated record.